AUGCAAGACCUCGCCCUGGCAAGUCUCAUUGACGGGGUGCCUCGCAAACAAGCCAAGCCCAUGCUUCUCAAAACAAGAUUUAUCGGCUGCAAGCUUUGCAGGGUGGGUCGCGGCAAGGCUCUCAACGACGUGACGCAGAUUAAGAUAGAUGUCAUCCGGUCCUCUCUGGUUCAGGUAGUUUUGGAAAUCAUGAUGAAUCAGAAGAAUGAAGGCCACGGCGCCGAUACAAACCUCGGAGUACAGCGGCUGCGCAAAGUGAACGGUGAGGAUAGAGACAAGAGCUACGCUCAGGAUGAUGGGGCCAUCUAG
This is a messenger RNA of Parascedosporium putredinis, 309 nucleotides long. Lineage: Eukaryota; Fungi; Ascomycota; Sordariomycetes; Microascales; Microascaceae. The record is from the annotation of a GenBank genome assembly.